This is a messenger RNA of Solanum stenotomum, 1092 nucleotides long. RefSeq names its product protein trichome birefringence-like 6. Gene Ontology annotation, cellular component: Golgi apparatus. The annotation marks the transcript as partial. NCBI's taxonomy places the organism in Eukaryota, Viridiplantae, Streptophyta, Magnoliopsida, Solanales, Solanaceae. The transcript has 2 exons. The record is from RefSeq and is a predicted model, not a curated record. Gene Ontology annotation, molecular function: O-acetyltransferase activity.
UGAAUUGAACUUAUCCAUUUUCUUUUGAUUAGUUGUAGUAAUAUAUUAGUAUAUUAAAUUAUUGCAUGUGCCACAGUGCAUUACCAUACCUUAACCACUCUUCUUGACUUGUAGUGGAGUACUAUAAUAGAAGAAGAAAAAAACCCUGAGAAAAAAAAAAGCAGUUUACUCAGAGAAAAUCUCAUGGAGAAACAGAGAAGUUUCUCCAUUAAACCUACAAGGCUAUGGCUUUUCUCUUUCACCAUUUCAUUUUCUCUAAUAUUUUUCAUCUUUUUCUCUAUAUGGGUUCUCAAUCUUCCACUAUAUAGUCGUCAAGAAACUCAUUUUCAGUUCAACAGUACGACUACUGCUGCUUCAGUCUCUUUGGGUCUCAGAUCUCCUUUCAAGAUUCAAUCUUUAACUGGUCUUCACAGAAAUUACUCAGCAACCCAAAUCAAGAACUCGAUUUUGGUGAGUACCCAUUUCAGUAGAGUUGAAAAUGAGUCCCAAGUUUCUAACUUUUCAACAUUUGAGGGAAUCUUGGAAAAGGAAAGUCAGCCACGAUCAGUGGCUUAUGAUAUAAAUAGUGAAAAAAAAUUGACCUUUUUCGGUAACCGUUCGACCAAAUCUGAAACUGUUUCUUCUAAGGGUCUUGAAAUAGAUAGUACCAAUAGUAGUAUUUCUAUUUGGAAUCAGCAGCAGAAGAAUGUGUCUAUUACUUUGUCUAAGAAAGAAGAAGUUUCUAGUGAUGUGCUUCAGGUGGUGAAUAAGAAAGAAUGUGACAUCACAAAAGGGAAGUGGGUUUUUGAUGAGAACUAUCCUUUGUACACAAAUGCUUCAUGUCCCUACAUUGAUGAAGGUUUUAGUUGUGAAAAUAAUGGGAGAUUGGAUAAGAAUUAUAUGAAAUGGAGGUGGCAACCUCAAGAUUGUGACAUUCCAAGAUUCAAUGCUACUCAGAUGUUGGAACUUAUUAGAGGUAAAAGAUUAGUGUUUGCUGGUGACUCCAUCAACAGGAAUCAAUGGGAAUCGAUGUUGUGCUUGUUAAUGGGAGCAAUAAAAGAUCCAAGAAAGGUUUAUGAAACUCGUGGCCGGAGAAUAACCAAAGAGAAGGGA